AGCGGAAGGCAUUCCGAGGUCAUGUCUUGGUAUAGACCGCGUCGUGAAUCGGGGUGUCGUCAAUCAUUAUAAGAAGCACAACAGUUGCCCUUGAGGAUCUACCUAUCACCUACCUCAACUCCUCAAAUCUCUGGCUCAGAUUCUCGGUCUCGCAUCCAGCAUCGACUCUUGUCGUCACCAUGGUCUCGUUCAAGUCUAUCCUCCUUGCUGCGGCGGCCGUCACUUCUGCCCUCGCUCGCCCCUUCGACUUCCUCGACGAGGGUAACUCGACCGAGGCGCUCGAGAAGCGCCAGGUGACGCCCAACUCGUCGGGUUACCACAAUGGUUACUUCUACUCCUGGUGGUCCGACGGCGGCGGCCAGGUUACCUACACCAUGCUGGAGGGUAGCCGGUACACGGUGAACUGGAGGAACACUGGCAACUUUGUCGGUGGCAAGGGCUGGAACCCCGGUACUGGCCGCACCAUCAACUACGGCGGCUCCUUCAACCCGAGCGGCAACGGCUACCUGGCCGUGUACGGCUGGACGCGCAACCCGCUCGUCGAGUACUACGUGGUGGAGUCAUACGGCACCUUCAACCCCGGCAGCGGCGGCCAGUACAAGGGCACCGUGACGACCGACGGCGGCACCUACAACAUCUACGUGUCGACGCGCUACAACCAGCCGUCCAUCGACGGCACCCGCACCUUCCAGCAGUACUGGUCCGUCCGCCAGUCCAAGCGCGUCGGCGGCUCCGUCACCAUGCAGAACCACUUCAACGCCUGGGCCCGCUACGGCAUGAACCUCGGCCAGCACUACUACCAGAUCGUCGCCACCGAGGGCUACCAGAGCAGCGGCAACUCGGAUAUCUAUGUCCAGACCAGAUAGGGGCUGUACUAGAGUUUGAGGGGUUUCAGAGUACAUAUUUUAUUUCUCAAUCAAACAUUUGGGCGCCCAAGUUGUUCAAUUCAUUCCAUUACAGAGUUCACAGCGGCCAGCAUAACCACCAUGCCCUCCUCAACGUGUGGUGUCCACCGGGCAGUCUUGAUUAAGGAGAACCUGUGAUCAGAAUUCACAACGGCCUGGCCC
This is a messenger RNA of Parathielavia appendiculata, 1067 nucleotides long. RefSeq names its product glycoside hydrolase family 11 protein. The coding region runs from base 180 to 866 and encodes 228 amino acids. Gene Ontology annotation, biological process: xylan catabolic process. The transcript has 3 exons. The record is from RefSeq and is a predicted model, not a curated record. NCBI's taxonomy places the organism in Eukaryota, Fungi, Ascomycota, Sordariomycetes, Sordariales, Chaetomiaceae. Gene Ontology annotation, molecular function: hydrolase activity, hydrolyzing O-glycosyl compounds.